UACAGCCCCAUUCUGAAGUGAAGCUGCCGCAUCAAUGUGUUUCCGGGCAAUCGGGUCAGCACCGCUUAUAAACAUCGGGUCAGCACCGAAUGCCAUACGUCUGCUGGUUCUGUGAUUCUUCUUGCAUAUGGAGAAGAUGGGAGCGACCAAUUCAGAGCUUGAAGGACUUUUUGAGCAGAAGAAGCGCGUCAAGAAUCCUCUUGUCCCCAUUGGUGCAUUUAUCACCGCAGGGGUCCUCACUGCUGGUUUAAUCAGUUUCCGAAUGGGCAAUUCUCAAUUGGGUCAGCAUCUAAUGAGAGCUCGUGUGGUUGCACAAGGUGCUACUGUCGCGUUAAUGGUCGGCACCGCGUAUUAUUACGGGGAGAAGCUCUAAAUGGUCGGCACCGCGUAUUAUUACGGGGAGAAGCUCUAAAUGGUUCAUAAUUCCGAAAAUUAAAAUUUCAGGUCGGGUGAAGCAAGCAGCUGUUCUUAGGAACGUGACGGGGCAACUGUCAUUAUGUAGAGUUUGCAACUUAGCAUAAUUGAACAGCUCAAAUGACUCUUUUUUUGGGUGUACCAGUUAGAUGCAUAACUAGUACAGGAUAAGCCAAUGUUUUUUAACUUUGAAAUGCAAUGGAGGUGGAUAUUCUUGAA
Rhododendron vialii is the source of this 633-nucleotide messenger RNA. Its product is annotated as RING-H2 finger protein ATL48-like. Lineage: Eukaryota; Viridiplantae; Streptophyta; Magnoliopsida; Ericales; Ericaceae. Bases 128 to 373 code for a protein of 81 amino acids. The record is from RefSeq and is a predicted model, not a curated record. The transcript has 2 exons.